CCUGCAGAAAUCCUGAUGUUCCUGUCUGACUUGUUUAAACACAGUCACGUGAUCAUAAACUCCUCCCUCUUACAGCUCUUACCAGGAAGAGACGGACGUGUUAUUUCUGCUUCCUGUCACACUGACUCUCUUCUCUACUGACAAAAGCAAUAAAGAAUCAGCCAUCAGUGAAGAACCAAGAGAAACACUUUACAGAAGGAUCUUUGUGAAGUUUGUUUCUGAAUAGACAGCAGAUCUUUGUGAUUCUGGUGGUGAUUCAUUCUUUAAACUGUUGUUCAGAAAGUGAAAGUAAAGUUUAGAUCGCUGGAGCUCAAAGACUGAAAAUGGCUUCACUAUCUGAAGAUGAUUAUAUUUGUCCCGUGUGCUGUGAAAUCUACAAGACUCCUGUUGUUUUAUCAUGUAGUCACAGUUUCUGUAAAGAGUGUCUUCAGAAGUUCUGGAGAACCAAGAAAUCUCAGGAGUGUCCCGUCUGCAGGAGAAGAUCCUCAAGAGAUCAGCCUCCAGUUAAUCUAGCAUUAAGAAACUUGUGUGAGUCGUUCCUGAAGGAGAGAAAUGAGAGGCGUUCAUCAGGAUCUGAGGAGAUCUGCAGUUUACACAGUGAGAAACUCAAACUCUUCUGUCUGGAGGACAAACAGCCGGUGUGUUUAGUGUGUAUGAAUUCACAGAAACAUGAUAAUCAUAAAUUCAGACCCAUCGAUGAAGUGGUUUCAUCAUAUAAGGAGGAGCUCAAUACAGCACUGAAAUCAUUACAGAAGAAACUUCUACACAAUGAAGAAAUGAAAGGAGAGUUUGAGAAAACAGCUGAACACAUCAAGUCUCAAGCGGAGCACACAGAGCGUCAGAUUAAACAGCAGUUUGAGAAGCUUCAUCAGUUUCUCAGAGAUGAAGAAGAAGCUACAAUCACUGCACUGAGGGAGGAAGAGGAGCAGAAGAAGCAGAUGAUGAAGGAGAAGCUGGAGGAGAUGAACAGACACAUCUCAGCUCUUUCACACACAAUCAAAGACAUGGAGGAGAUGAUGAAAGCCAGUGACGUCUGCUUUCUGAAGGAGUUUCCAGUCUCAAUGGAAAGAGUCCAGAUCUCAUCACAGCCGGAUCCACAGACGCCUUCUGGAGCUUUGAUUCAUGUGCCACGUUACUUGGGCAACCUGCCCUUCAGAGUCUGGAAGAAGAUGCAGGACAUCGUCCAGAACAGUGAGUCUGACUGCAGAAGAUACACACACACUGGAAAUGAUGCAAUAUUGACAGAUUUCAGCAUUAUGUGUGAAGAACCAGAUCAUCUACUGCAACAAAAUCAGCAGCUCACUUUAGAAAGGGGUCAGACUGAAGAAGUAGUGUGUCGGGUGGGUGGGAUCGCCUGCAAUGCAGAGAGCUUUGCGGGUGAGACGGGUGCUGUAGAUGUCCUGGAGGGAGGGGAGAGAGACACCAACGAUCUUCUCAGCUGCUCUCACUAUCCGUUGAAGGGACUUGCGGCAGGACGCGUUGCAGGCGCCAUACCACACAGUGAUGCAGCUAGUCAGGAUGCUCUCGAUGGUGCCUCUGUAGAAGGUGCACAUGAUGGGGGCCGGGGCUCUGGCUCUUCUGAGUUUACGGAGGAAGUAGAGACGUUGUUGUGCUUUCUUGGCCAGUGCUGCAGUGUUGUUGGUCCAGGAGAGGUCCUCUGUGAUGUGUACACCCAGGAACUUGGUGCUGCUCACUCUCUCCACGGUCGCACCAUUGAUGGUCAGAGGAGCAUGCAGAGAGUGCAUUCUCCUGAAGUCAACAACAAUCUCCUUCGUCUUCUCCACAUUCAGAGAGAGAUUGUUGUCACUGCACCACCCGGCCAGGCGGCUCACCUCGCUCCUGUAGUUUGUCUCAUCUCUGUUGCUAAUGAGACCCACCACAGUCGUGUCAUCCGCAAACUUAAUGAAGAGUGUGAUGGUGUUGGAUGUGUUAUUGCCGACCCGUACUGCCUGAGGUCUCCCGGUCAGAAAGUCCAACAGCCAGUUGCACAGCGACGUGCUGAGCCCCAGCUGGGCCAAUUUAUGAAUGAGCUGAUUUGUACACGCCCAGGAAUGUUGUCAGGACCUGGAGCUUUGCGUGCAUUGAUCCUGCUGAGGGAUCUCCUCACGCUGUCCGGGGACAGCGUCAUCACCUGGUCGCCGGGAGGAGGUGGAGUCCUCUGUGCAGUGGUGCUGUUUUGUGCCUCAAAGCGAGCAAAGAAGGCAUUCAGCUCGUUCAGCAGGGGGAUGGUGCUGUCACAGGUUGGCCCUAGCUGUCUUCAGGCCCUCCUCGUCUCCAGCUCUAAAGGCAACAUUCCGAGCCUUCAGAAGUCUGUAGACCUCCCCUGUCAGCCACGGCUUCUGGUUGGCCCGGACAGUGAUAGUCUUUGUGACCGUUACAUCAUCAAUGCACUUGGUGAUGUAGGCAGUGACAGUCUCCGAGUACUCUUGAAGAUCGCUGGAGCUCAAAGACUGAAAAUGGCUUCUCUAUCUGUAGAAGAGCUUUCUUGUCCCAUGUGCUGUGAGAUCUUCAAGAAUCCUGUUUUUCUGUCGUGUAGUCACAGUUUCUGUAAAGAGUGUCUUCAACAGUUCUGGAGAACCAAGAAAACUCAGGAGUGUCCCGUCUGCAGGAGAAGAUCCUCAAAAACUGAACUUCCGUUUAAUCUAGUGUUAAGAAACUUGUGUGAGUCGUUCCUGAAGAAGAGAAAUGAGGUUCGUUCAUCAGAAUAUGAGGAGAUCUGCAGUUUACACAGAGGGAAACUCAAACUCUUCUGUCUGGAGGACAAACAGCCGGCGUGUUUAGUGUGUAUGAAUUCACAGAAACACGUCAAUCACACAUUCAGACCCAUCGAUGAAGUUAUUCCUUCAUAUAAGGAGGAGCUCAAAACAGCACUGGAAUCAUUACAGGAUAAACUUAAACGAAAAGAAAGAAUGAAAGGAGAGUUUGAGAAAACAGUUGAACACAUCAAGUCUCAAGCUGAGCACACAGAGCGUCAGAUUAAACAGCAGUUUGAGAAGCUUCAUCAGUUUCUCAGAGAUGAAGAAGAAGCUACAAUCACUGCACUGAGGGAGGAAGAGGAGCAGAAGAAGCAGAUGAUGAAGGAGAAGCUGGAGGAGAUGAACAGACACAUCUCAGCUCUUUCACACACAAUCAAAGACAUGGAGGAGAUGAUGAAAGCCAGUGAUGUCUGCUUUCUGAAGGAGUUUCCAGUCUCAAUGGAAAGAGUCCAGAUCUCAUCACAGCCGGAUCCACAGACGCCUUCUGGAGCUUUGAUUCAUGUGCCACGUUACUUGGGCAACCUGCCCUUCAGAGUCUGGAAGAAGAUGCAGGACAUCGUCCAGAACACUCCUGUGAUUCUGGAUCCAAACACGGCUCAUCGAUAUCUCCUUCUGUCUGAUGAUCUGACCAGUGUGAGACGGAGCGGUCAUCAACCUGUUCCUGAUAAUCCAGAGAGAUUUGAAGACCGUUAUCCCUGUGUUCUGGGUUCAGAGGGUUUUAACUCAGGAACACACUGCUGGGAUGUGGAGGUUAAAGAGAGUCAGCGCUGGAGUCUUGGAGUAACUACAGCAUCAAACCAGAGGAAGGGAUGUGGUUUCUAUAUCACUGGUGUCUGGUGUGUGUGGUAUAAUCUGUUAGGACGGUCUCCAGGUUCAGGUUCUGGUUUUCGUGUUAAACAGCAGCUUGAUCGUGUGAGAGUGAAUCUGGACUAUGACGGAGGAACGGUGUCAUUCUCUGAUCCUGUAACUAACACACAUCUACACACAUUCACAACCUCCUUCACUCACACACUCUUCCCUUUCUUCUGUUGUUCUUCCUCUCUGAGGAUCUUAUCGAUCAAUAGUCAGUAAUCUGUAGAUCUGGAUCUUCCUGCUUUCAUCUUUCAUCAUAAUUUAGUUUAAUUUUAGUGUUAUAUAUUUUCUGCUGCUCAUUUCAAAGCAUAUUUUAACAAAUAUGACCUCCAGUGUGAGGUACUUAUUUAUUUUUAUUCAGUUUGCACAUUUUCAAGUUGUGAAAAAAAAAAAAAAAAAAUCUAAAAAUUAAUUUCUGGUUAAAAUACCUGAAAAGGUAGAAUGUUGAUAUGUUACAAAAAUGUAAUGGUCACAGUAUGUGGUUUUGAAAUAUGUUGUGGCAAAGCAAAUAAAAUGCAAAAACUAUAUUACUAUGUUGUGGAAAAGCAAAUAAACAGAAAAAAAAAAAAAAAUAUUUAGCAAAAAAAAAAAAAAAAAAUGUUUUUUUUCAAUUGAGAAAUAAAUGCCCAAUAUAACAUAUAUGUAACAUGAAAAAUGUAUCAUAAACGCCCAAUGUGUCAUAUGUAUGUAACAUUACAGAUCUUUCACAAGGAGGGGUUGUAUUUCACAAACAACUGCAGAAACAUGUUAUAACCAACAUAGCAAUUUUUCUU
Messenger RNA from Onychostoma macrolepis, 4381 nucleotides. RefSeq lists its product as uncharacterized. Lineage: Eukaryota; Metazoa; Chordata; Actinopteri; Cypriniformes; Cyprinidae. The record is from RefSeq and is a predicted model, not a curated record. Gene Ontology annotation, molecular function: zinc ion binding; protein binding. The coding region runs from base 324 to 3827 and encodes 1167 amino acids. The transcript is spliced from 15 exons.